This is a messenger RNA of Mixia osmundae IAM 14324, 735 nucleotides long. RefSeq lists its product as uncharacterized. The coding region runs from base 1 to 735 and encodes 244 amino acids. The record is from RefSeq and is a predicted model, not a curated record. Lineage: Eukaryota; Fungi; Basidiomycota; Mixiomycetes; Mixiales; Mixiaceae. The transcript has 3 exons.
AUGGUCAAGCUACACUUUGGCAAGCCGACCGAUCAGCAUGCCUACCUCCAUAUCCCACGAGCUCUCGCUUUCCAAGCUACGAGCGCAACGUCCAUCGUCGUCGUCGGUAUCUCCUCAUAUGGACUGGUGUUCCUCAACGAUAAGAAGAAGAUGACGGCCGAGCAAAUCCCCGAAGGAGUACUGCACGCGCAGGAGAUUCUCAACACCAAUGGAUCGCUUACGGCAGCUUCUGGAUUUGCGUCUCUGCUGUGCACCGUCUACGUCCUCAUGACGAUUCUCCGGAUCCAUCCCAUCGAGACGAAGCGGUCGAUCAUGAUCAAGGAGUUCCUCUUUGGCCUGGCGACGCUCUUCUUGCUCGGCGCCAACAUCGCAAUGACGGUCGUCACGAGCACAAAGAGUGCAACGAUUACGACACCGCUCGCUUCACCUGCUGUCGUAGCGCGACUCGUCGCCGCAUCGGGCCAGAAUCUAGCCUACAUCUCCAAUUGGCCACCUCGCGUAGCCAUGAUCGUAGGAUGGGUCAACUUUGCCUGCAUGAGCUUGUCUUGGCUCCUCGUCUCUCUGGCUGCGCGCCACAUGCUCCGAUCUGGCCACAACGAAGUGGCCGUCGGCAACGCGACGCUCUUCAAGUCGCGCAAGGCAGCACAAGUCGCUUCGAGCGGUGUCGACAGCCCGAACAGUAUGGAGAAGCAUUCCGCCUCGGAACACGAGCACACAGACAUGCAUCAAGUGUAA